CGGCUUGCGCACGCUGGACAUGGAGACGCAGUGAAACAACGUGGAAAGCAAAAGAAUAAGGUUUUACUUACUAAAUGCGAGGGUUUGCAGGUCGUCAGUGUCCAAUGUUUUAUCCUGCCACGAUUUAAAAACUCGACGCUUCAACGUGAAAAGGUAAACAUGGUCUCUGUUUGAUAAAGAUAGUUUGUUUACUAACAGGGAAGCUAUCAGAGGAGCAACAUGCUACUGAUUUAUCGUUUUUAAGGUGUUUACAUCUUUACAGUCUGGUCUGUCAGGGGUGGAGAUUCACUUUAGUCUAUUCUCUGUCACAGAUGGGGAAGGUACCCAAGAAGAGGAGCCUUGCUGACAAAGUCCGCAAAACCAAGACCUCUGCUCAGAUCAAAAACAACCCUUUUGAAGUGAAAAUCAACCGGAAAAAAUUUGAUGUUCUGGGUAGAAAAUCUAAGCAUGAUGUGGGUCUGCCUGGGGUAUCCAGAUCCAAAGCUAUUAACAAGGUAAUUGACAAAAUCAUCAUUCACUUGUUGUCACUCCAGCUUUGCAUGUUAUGGUGUUUUAACAAUGAAAUCACUUUUGACUUGUUGAUCUGUAGAGAAAGGAAACCCUCCUGAAGGAGUACAAACUCAAGAACAAGUCCAACAAAUUGAUUGACAGGCGUUUUGGAGAGUAUGACACAAAGAUGGCUCCAGAGGACAAAAUCCUGAAGAGGUUUGCGAUGGAGAGACAGGUUAGUGGUGAAUAUAUCUCUUCUCGUUCAAGACUGUGGACAUUAGACCGGGCAACUCAAAAUUAAACAAGGCUCAUAAAGAUAAACUGUUUUAAGAAUCGAGUUAUACAAUAUAUACCUAUAAAAACACCGAGUUAGACACCCCCUCGACAGAUGAAUAUUGCCGACCGCUUGCUUCUCUAGUUAUACAAACUUUAGCAAUGAUUGCAUGAUAGCAAUACACAGCAGUCUGAGGAGCCAUAAACAAACCUCAACCAACAUUCAUCUCUUGAGGGGGUGUCUUACCCUGUGUUACAAUGUGAAUUAGUUUUACGACGGAAUAUCCCUUUAAUCAGAUUUAUAAGUUGGUCUUAAUGCAACAUGUUUUACCAAUUAUCAACAAAAUAACAAUUCAACAGCGUAAAAAUCGUUGGACAAAUCUCAUUUUCCCCCUCAGCAUUGUCUCUCCUCACGAUGUACCCUAACUUCUCAGUGGCUUCCUUUUUCAGCGUGUCCAUGAUAAGAAGGAUGUUUACAACCUGAACGAGGAGGAGGAGCUGACUCACUACGGACAAUCACUGGCAGAAAUGGAGAAAUUUAAUGACUUAGUGAACAGUGAUGAUGAAGCCGAAGAGAAAGGCCUUUUGUCAGGUGAGUGUUGACCAUGUCCAAACACUAAAUGAACAGAAAAGGGAUUUAAAAAAACACUUUGAUCUUGUUUUCUUGUAGCCCUAUAAAACAGUGUGCUGUCAUAGCUUGUGUCCUGUCUGUAAAUGCGCACGUCUUUGGUUAAAUUCAAUUUGGUGAAAAAAUGAACGAUGGUAAUUCAUGAAUUCAGCAUUUUUAUCGCACACUAAAGAUGCAAUAGCAGGUAGAAAAAAAUGAAAUUCUUCUUCCUCUUCUUCCUCAUUUAGCUGAGCUGACCGCCUCCCACUUCGGAGGAGGAGGAGGCCUCCUCAAAAAGAAAACAUCAGGUGAUCAGCAGGAGGGUGAGGGAAGCCAUAGGGCCAAGUCCAGACAGGAGCUCAUCGAGGAGCUCAUUCAGAAGUCCAAACAGGAGAAGGUGAGCAUGAAGCAUGACCCUGUUGGUUAAUUUUGGCUGGGUAUUGGGAUAUUCUGCAAAAGAUUUACAAAACUAACUGUGAUUUGAUGCUUGAACACAGAAUAACAAAUUACUAAAUGACUUUGCAAAAAAAAUGUUUUUAAUCCGUCCGAAUUGCACCAUCCUGCUCAGUUAGACUCUUACUACACUUAUAGAUGUAGAUGUAGUCUCAUCAAUAUCUUCAGUAUCAUGCUGUUUUAAGAGUUUGUUUUGCAUUUUUUGAUAAUGAAAGUAACAUUUAAACAUCUUUUAAAGACUCGCAUAGAGCAAAUAUAUGUGGACAAAGGCUGAGGAAGCUGGAAUUACUGAUGGAAUGUUGCUUUUUGUGUCUGUAGGGAAGUUUUAUUAUCAGUAUCAGAGAUGCAAAAUAGAUGAUGUUGGAUGGUUUUCUGAUUUGGAAUUAUUGUAAUAUUUUAGGGGAGGUUUGGCUCUUUGUGUAAGAACAUUCACUUUCUGUUCUGACGUUUUCAGCGGGAACGUCAAGUACAGAAAGAGGAGGCGCAGGAGCUGACUGAGAAGCUGGACCAAGAGUGGAAGAGCAUCCAGGCCCUGAUGGUGAAAAAGACACCCAAAGGAGAAAGUUCUGAUAUACCAGAGGAGAAGCCAAAGGUAGGGUGACAGAAAUCAAACAUCAAGUGUCAUUUCUUCUUGCAGACUCCAAAUUCAUGCCUUUGCUGUCCCACUCUGCUUUCAGCCAGAGGCCUACGACAUGAUGGUGAGGGAGCUCGGCUUCGAGAUGAAGGCUCAGCCCUCGGAGAAGAUGAAAACUCCAGAGGAGCUCGCCAGGGAGGCAAGGGAGAAGCUGCAGAAACUCGAGGUGUGUUUGCAGUGUGAGCUAGCUGUUUAACAUUGUUGUAUUUUACAUUCCUGUUUGAUAAAAUUCUUGUGCUUUUUCUUACUCCAGGCUGAUCGUCUGAGGAGGAUGAUGGGAGAGGAAGCUGAAGAGAGCACACAGAGUCAGACCCACCUGUCAGCUGAUGAUCUAAACGACGGCUUCAUCCUGGAUAAGGAAGAUAAGAAGACUCUCUCCUAUCAGGUUGGAGAGAAAUGUUUGAAUUCCCAAUUUUUGUGUGUGGAUUUAUUUCUUGGUACAGACUAUGAAUUAUUCACGAUUGUUUUGUGUGUCCAGGAAGGAAAGUGGAACAUUGGAGAGGAAUCAGAGGAAGAUAACGAAGAGGAAGAGGAGGAGGAGGAGGAGGGUGAAGGCGAACAAGAGGAGGAGGAAGAGGAGGAAGAAGAAGAUGAACAAGAUGAAGAUGAAGAAGAGGAAGGCAGUGGUGAAGAAGAAGAUGAAGAGGAUGGUCACUCUGACCUGGAGUCUGAGCAUGAAAGUGAGGAUGAAGAGGAUCAAGACACCAGCGCCAAACCGAGUCUGAGCAAAGAGGAGCUGAAGGCCCAACAGGAGGCGGCUAAAGCAGAGCUGCCGUACACAUUUACAGGUAUUCACACAAACACAAUGAAACUCAUCACAGCAAAAGCAUCCGGAAAACCAGAAUCCAAAACGCUUCAUAGUGUCUGUUUCCUGAUCUCAUAGCCCCUGAGAGCUACAGUGACCUGAAAAACCUGCUCCAAGGUCACACCCCUGACAACCAGCGCAUCAUUUUGGCCAGGACUCAAAAAUGCAACCAUCCUGGUCUGGCUGCAGGCAACAAGCUCAAACUGCAGGUACACUUUGAGGAAAGACAUCAUCAGUUUUAGGUUGACUUCAGUGCCGAUCAAACUUCUUAUAUUUUCUCUGUUUGCCCCAGAAACUGUUUGGCUUUCUUUUGGAGUACAUUGGAGAAGUGGCCACCAGGAGUCCUCCUGAACUCACCAUCGUAGACAAGCUCAUACCGUGAGUUCAGAUUGCUCUAAAGCUGACCUCUGUUAUGAGUUUCUAGCACAGUACAUUAUGGUAAAGUAACAUUCCCACUGUCAAGAUCUGUAAAAGCACCCAAACCACUGCUCCAUACUGUUCUGAUUUUUAACACCCAUCUGUUGGGGUACCAGGCAUACCUGUCAGACCCUAAAGAGAGGACUUAGACACACUUGACUGAGAGAGUAGAGGCGAAGAGACAUAUUUGAUACGUUAGAAUGAGAGUUUUCUGGAGGCUAGAAUGAGAUAAGAUAAAAUAAGAACUUCAUUUAACCCACAGGAAGAAGCUGUUUGAGUAACUUCUCUCUCCACGUAACUGUCCUGUACACGACUUCAAAAUAAAAGCAUAAUUUGAAAAAAGAAUUUAGAAAAAAUAUAUGGCUUUGUAUUGAAUAUCACCCCAGAAGAGUUUUUAAUGCCUGUGUUAUAAAAUAUAACUGAUACAAAGCCAAUAAAGAGAUGAGAUUAGCGCACAGCUAAAAAAAAAAAAAGUCUUUUAUGAGCCUUUUAUUUUCUAGAUUUUAGUCCCAUGAGAAGAAUUUAAGAGGCACUGUUUACACUUGCAGUCUGAAUUGUAGCCACUUCCAACAUGAAGUGCCAGGGUCCAGUUGGUUAUAGGAACACAAGCAAGAUUUGUAUUAAACUGUACCAACUCAAACCAUCAUCUUAAAGAGACAUGUAUCCUGUUUUUUCUCUCUCUUUGUAGAGAGCUGUAUACUUUGUGUCAGAUGUUCCCAGAUGCAGCCUGUAAGGCCAUGCAGGACAUCGUUGGAGACGCCGCUCAUAGCAUGGAGGAGGUGCUUGAGGUCAAAGGGCAUGCUGGUUUCCCAACAUUAGAUGUGGUAAGGGUUAAUUACAAUUAUGCUGAAUAUUAGACAUGGAGUGUACAGGGUUGAAGUUUAAAAGUGUCUCUAUUUCACAGUCCUGUUCAUACAUAUAAUCAUGUACGAAAUCAUCAUGUAGGAGAAUGUUAGGAGGACCCACAGUGAAAUAAACAAGUGCCCAGUUAAGACAUCCAUCUCCCAGACCCUUUUCCAAUAUCAGUGCCCCAGUGAUAACUUACAUAACCUCACACAUGGCUCCCAUUGUUGCCGACUACCCAAACAUGAAGAUAGAUGGAGGGAAAGACUGGCAGCAAAAGAUAAUUCAUCAAAGAAGUUACCAAGUGGGCACCUGUUCUGUCAAAUUAAACUCAUUACUUCACUUCAGUGUGGGGAGAGAGAGAGCAGAAUAGGAAGAGAGAAUGGGUCUGUCUCUUUCCUCUCUAUAUGGAUAACACAUUUCUAUUAAAGCACGGUCUGUUUAGUAUUUGUAACCGAGGAUGUUGACACCUUUUGCAGCUUGUUUACCUGAAGGUGACAGCCUUGCUGUUUCCUACAUCGGAUUUCCGACACCCAGUGACCACUCCAGCCCUGCUCUACAUCGGCCAGGCUCUCACCAAGGUACACUCAGUCCACAGAGGGUUUGUGAUGUUGUGUGUCGUCAGAGCUGUUUUACGUUAUUUUGCUUUUUUUGUCUGCACCUUUUGUCUUUUUGGGUAUUAAUUAUUUUCCACUAACCUGCCUUAAAGCAGCCCCCCCAGUACAUCUGAUCUUUUCACAUUUUCUUUGAGGGGUUUUGUACUAAAGAGGAUAAGAGCCACAUGAAGAGAAAAAAACAUAAUGAAGGGAAGGAGAUUGAAGUCGAAAUUUCGAGAUUGAAAAAAAUCAAAAUUAUGUCAAAGUCAAAAUUUCAGGAUUAAAAAUUGAAAUCUUAAGAUCAAAGUCAAAGUUUUCAGAUUACAAAAUGUUGUGAAUAAUGUCAAAAUUUCGAGAUUAAAAAAAUUAAAAAUUUUCAAGAUUUAAGUCGACAUGAAUAAAGUCGACAUGAAUAAAGUUUAAAUUUUGACUUUAAUCUCGAAAUGGAAAUGAAAAAAAUCUCCUCCCUGUAAUUUUUUUUCCUCUUCUUGUGGUCCUAAUCCUGUUUUGUAGUUUUGACAUAUUCAUAUCUAGUAUUUUUAUUAUUUUUUUAACCAUUAUACAUCUAGUGGUACAUUUCCUUUUUUUCUGUUCAUGCUACAGUGAAACACUUCUUCAAAAACAGUUACUAAGCAUGUGUGUUUUUCUCCUCUAUGUAGUGCCCAGUGAGGUCUCUACAGGACAUAACAUCAGGUUUAGUUCUCUGCUGUCUGGCCGUGGAGUACGUCUCCUUCUCAAAGCGCUUCCUGCCAGAACUCCUCAACUUCCUGACCAGAACGUUACACCUGGCCGUGCAGGACAAGACCUCCUUAGGUAGCUGCGCAGCCACAGCGCAUUAUAACAAGUAAACCUGUGCGUGUUUAAAAGCAGAGUUGACAGUGUCAGAUGUCGUGUUGCAGGUUACACAGUGGUGCCACCCUUCAGGCCGUCAGGGAAGUGCAGCGAUCUGCUGGUGCUAUCAGACUCGGAGUCAAGCAAGAGCUGGAGUAAGAAGAGCCUUCCACUGUCUGCUACCGAACGUCUGGAACUGCAAACAGACCUCGACAAAGAUCACCACAGGUAGGAGGGGAGUCACUCCUCGGGGAAAGAAGCUGCUUUAGCUCGGAUAGUAGAAGCUACAGUCCGCCAUAUCAAUAUCAGGUCUCUGCAGUAGGUAGACAUAGAGUUCAUACACAGUUGGAAUUUCCAUACGUUUCCAUACCCUAAUUUUUUAGAUUUAUUUUUGGAAAUAUCGACUUAUCAAUUCUAGAAAACAGUAUUUUAGAACUGUGGUAAUAGGUAAUCGAAACAUAAAUAUUUUUCUAUACUUUUUAAGACCUGGAAAUUGAUCAAAUUUAUUUCCAUACUUUUCCAUACUUGCGUAGGAACCCUGUAGACAUCUCAUGUCUGUUUAUGAAAUGUGAUGCAAAAACCAGGCGAAUGUUAGCAUAGCUUAAAUUGACUAACAUCCAUCUCUGAAAUCAAUCACUGUUUCCCUUGUUGGAGUUUUAAAAAAGCUUCUAUGGCCGGGCAUAUGGUAAAGUUUGCAUAUAUUUGCAACAAGCUAAAGCGAUGACCUCUUUUGAAGAGGAGUAAAGUCAUAGUUGGAAGCAGUCAGCUUUGUGCAGACAAUCUUGGGAGCUCAGAAAGUGCUGACAUUGUGGGUGUGUUUUAAGGCGCCUUGAGGAGGUUUUUAGCUGGUUAUGAAACAGUCUUGGAUGAUUUCUCUACUUGACCCGCAAAAGCAAACCAGACCACCAAGAAAGAGACCAAUAAUUUCUAGUUAUUUUUAAAGCCUGUGAAUACUCUCACCUGGUGGGUGUUCAAGCAGGGGAUUGCCAAAAACAGCCUUUAUUUGCAUUUUCAUACUGCAAAGACUCAUCGUGAUUUGAAAUAUGUGACUGUUAGAGGAAGGCUGGAUGAGAUUUUUGAUCAGAAAACACUAACUUGAAAUUUAAAGGACGAGAUAAACAAAGAGAUUGAUGUAGCUACUGUAGCUACAGGGGGCGCCAAAAUCCACUCGAAGCCAAAAGCUGCUCAUUGGCGCUUUAAUAAAAAAGAUUCAAUACUUCUUAAUCAAUGCUUUUAAUCAAUUCUUAAAUCUGUGCAGUCCAAAACUAAACCUGUUAUUAAAAAACGAUAUAAUAAUAGUUUACUAAUGAUUAAACCUGACUUAAUGAAAUGAUAAAUUGUUCUAACUUUCCCUGAUUCACUGUUUCUCUGUGGUUCAAACUAAAUCCACAUGUAGCUCUAGAUAUUUUUUUUUACACCUCUCUGUUUAUCCAGCUGACCCCCCCAGAGAUGUGGCAUUCAGACACAACAGAGCCCACAAUACGUUAAUUGGCCGUUCAGAGUUGAGUCAGUGACAACCGGAUGAAAUAACAGCAGAGAACACGAGCCCAGAGACAAUUAUAGGGACAGUGGGAAGAGGAGGAGGGAGCUACACUGUGAGAGGAUCUUUUGUCUUCACUCUGCUUCUCUUGUUCAAUGUGGACCAGAAUUAGACCACCUUAAAUUAAAAGGCAAGGAAAGAAGAGCGAGAGGAAGCUUUACUGAAUGUGGAAAACAAGGAUUAACACGUAGGAUAAGAGUCACUGAUCAAAUUUGAGCAGAAAUGUGCACUUUGUCGAGAUCCUCCUGUCGUUAGAUUUAACAUGUCAGCAGCACAGAUACAAGAUAAACUGUGACGAGUUAUUAUUACAGCCACUAUAGUCCGGGUAUAAAAGCCUGAUAUGAGGCGUCUCACUCUGUUUACCUGUACAGACUGUAGGGCUCCGAGCUAGCUGAGACAUCCACUCGUGUGAUUGUGUCGAAGCGCAGUGUGGUUUCACACAGCAGCUGGUGUGUGGGCACGCAGCGAAGCUUGCAAACCGGCUUCAGCAGACCGUGCCUGUGGAUGGAAUAUACUUUCUCAUUAUUAAUAAACUAAACUGGAUCAUGCUCUAAUUUAGAUCAUAUACAAUGUUGUUAUUAAACAGAGCAACAGAUUUCAUUACAUAUUAGACUCAUAAAUAAACAAUGUGUCACUGAUAUCGGGUCAAACGUUGUGAGAAGUCAAAAAAUCAGUGAGUUUUGUGAACUUUGACGGACAAAGAUAUUUUAUGCUUGUCAUGUGCAUUUCACAACUUUUCCAGCCUGUCUCAACUUUUGUGAAAUGUGCCGCUGGCAUCAAGUUCAAACUGGGGAAUUCCAAGAACAGUUUGAGCCUUUAGUUUCAACACUUGGCAUGUUGUUUUUCUGCUUUUUUAAACAAAUGUAAGUUUUCAGCGCUCUUUAAAAGCAUCGCUUUCUGUUUCUGUUUACAUCUUACGCUGGAACUUUGUUAGAAACAGGGUUGUAUGUAUCCAUGGCGACCCUCACUAAAAUAUCUCAGGUUACAACAAACCAAAUACCUAAGUGUGCUCUCAGUGAUUCAGAUCAGUCCAGUUCCACUCCUGCCCCUAAAACCUGUGUUCCCAGUCCUUUACAGCAAGUGGAAAACAGUAACACUGAAAAUGUCGAUCUGUGUUUCUGUGCAGGUUAACAUGUCUGUCUACUUGUCUGGACCUGGUGAAGCGCUGCUGCCUGCUCUACAAAGACCUCUUGUCUUUCAACACCAUCUUCCAGCCAAUCAGAACGCUGCUUUCCAAACAUCUCUCAGCUUCAGCGUUACCAGGGAUUUUACAGGUCGGUGCCAAAAGAUCCAGAGGUUUUUUUUUGAUUGUUUCUUCUGUUCUUGGUCUUCUAAUACUUCUCAUGUUUCAGGAGCUUCACAGUGAGAUCUUGGAGACCAUCAGAAGUGCUCCUGUGUCUCACAAUCCUCUGGUUUUAGAUAAGAAGAAGCCCAUUCCCCUGAAGCUGCUCACACCUAAGAUUGUUGAAGUGUAAGUGGCCAUCAAAACUUGGCGUGAGCCGUGUUGAAAUGACUCCCAAGAGUUGAGAGAAAGCACGAAAACCUCUUUUGGUGAUCUCAUCUUUCAGGUUGGACUACGGGAAGAAGCGCGGGAGCAACAGAGAGGAGAGGGAGAGGGAGCGACUGAAGCACAAGUACAAGAAGGAGUUCAAGGGUGCUCUGAGAGAGAUCAGGAAGGACUCUCGCUUCCUGGCCAGAGAGAAACUCGACGAGGUCAUGAACAGGUGUGGAUGACAGACCGGGUUGUAUUGGGAAAAAAACACUCUUGUUCCUAAAAGCCUCUAACUUUGUCUGUUUUUGUGUUUCAGAGAUGCAGAGAGGAAGAGGAAAGUGAAGGAGCUCUUUGGCAGUUUGGCCACUCAGGAGGGAGAGUGGAAGGCCCUGAAGAGGAAGAAGAGGAAGUGAAGUACAGCAUCUCAGUCUUUUGUCUGCUCUCAAAUGGACUUCUCCACUUCAGGUGUGGAUUACAACAAGGUGGAAACUCUGAAACCAAGAACUGUUUUUCUAUUUCUAAAAUAUUCUUUCUUAUCCGAAAAAGAAAGAGAGAUUGAAUUCCUACACUGCAAACACACGUGAAACUAUUUGAGGAAUAGCUGACAAGAGUUUGCACCAAGUUACCAAAUAUCUGGAUGUAGGCGUUUGAUGUGAUGAUCAGAUGCUGUUGUUGAAAGUGUCAGUCAACACAGCAGGGAUUUUUUUUUAGUUUAUCCAUUUUACCAACAGAAUCACCAACUACUGUGUGCUUUAAACACAAGACAAUAAAAAAAGUAUGUUUCUGUAACCUCAUUUUCCAUCAAUUACAUAAUUUGUUUUGAGUUUUGGUCGGCUUGAACACACAAAUAAAAUAAACACUCAAAGUGAUAGAUUCAAAGAUUUUUUCUGUUUGAAUUUUGAUGAUUACAGCUACAGCGGCUCACAAAAAUCCACUUUCUCAGUUUCAGUAUCAGAAAACUUUAUUGAUCCCAAAAGGGCAAUUCAUUUGCAGCAUUUUAAGAACAUACAUAAAAUCACACGUCAGUCCAUUCCAGUCACAGUGGAACCCAGAUCGAACCCUUACAAAAUAUAACACACUACGCGAUCACAAGAUGCCUCCCCUAGAAUCAGAAUGUAUGAAUACUGUGGAAAAGUCCAGUUUCUUUUUUGUCAUUUCAGCUUUAAUCAGCUAAUUAAAACUGAACACCAGCAAAGCUUUACUGAGCCUUUAACUCGCUUUAUCAAGUCUAGUGUCAACACAGCCUGAAGUCUACCAGAAGAUUUUGGAGCUCUCUUUAUGCGUCCAUCCGCUGAGAAGCUUUAAGGUCCUUACAUUCGCCUUUUUUAAAAAAGCAUAAAAUCAAUGCAAGCUUCCACACCGCCGGCGAUUUUUCCUUCUUUUAUUUUUUCGCUCUUGUGUCGAAUUUUUCGGAGAUUCACAGGCGAAUAUCUGGACCUGCUAGACCUCUGGCCAAUCAAAAGUCAUGUUGUUGAUGACGUCACAGACCCAUGCGGCUGCAGUUCACACGACACACACCACCACUGGCACCAAGAGCAACGAUGGGAGAGAGUGUGUACCACAGAGUGGUCGCCCAAUGUGUAUAAGCGAAAGGGAUUUUUCGGACCGGCGAAUAUUUUUCGCAUUUUCGUCUCGCUUUUUCGCUUCGCUCCACAAAUUCGCCGGUGUGUAAGGACCUUAAGUGUUCCUUUUAUCAGCAGGACCUUGCACCUGCCGACAGCGCCAAAACUACCAGAAACUGGUUUGCUGACCCUGAUAUAACUGUACUUAAUUGGACUGCCAUGCUGUGUCACAUCGAUGCAGUAAUUGGUGCAAAAUAUUCCCAGACUAAGUACUGAGAGCAAGAAUGAACAUGAUUUUCCAGAAGGUCCACAUUUCUGUGUUACAAAUCCUUUUUCAGAUUGAUGUUUUGUCUGAUGUUUUAAAGUGAUGGACUUUUGUUUUUCAUGA
Messenger RNA from Xyrichtys novacula (pearly razorfish), 10930 nucleotides. Lineage: Eukaryota; Metazoa; Chordata; Actinopteri; Labriformes; Labridae. The record is from the annotation of a GenBank genome assembly.